Messenger RNA from Oncorhynchus mykiss (rainbow trout), 1698 nucleotides. The record is from RefSeq and is a predicted model, not a curated record. Lineage: Eukaryota; Metazoa; Chordata; Actinopteri; Salmoniformes; Salmonidae.
UGUUCCAUUUUUUUCCUGCCGUGUUUAAACCUUUCCAUAAAUCUAGAUUUCCUGGCUAAUGUAUCAUUGGUCUCCCAGCGGCUCCCCAGUGAGAAGGACAUGGAUGGGGUUGCACUGGGUCUUAUACGUCUACAGGACAUAUACAGACAACUGCAAAUCAUUACAGUGGAUGUGUCAGGACAGGUAAAUGUGACACCCUUGGAUCCAGAUGACUCCUUCCACAUUGCCAUGGUGGCCCUGCAGAACCACAAGUUCCAGUAUGCCCUGCUCUGGCUCCAGGAGACCUUCAGGCAGCUGGAGGAUGGCAUCCCAGCCCUGGUGACCAGGAGAGAGGUUCUGACCUACCUGGGUCCCCUAGCCUUUCAGAUGGGUAACCUGCCUCUAGCAUUGGAGCUAACGCAACAGUUGCAGGAACUGGGUGCCAACAUGAACUUUUCCAUGAAUUCUGUACUCGUUGUCUACCUGUCUUGUGAGUGUAUGAAUAAAAGAUGCCGUGUCUGUGAUGGUCAGACCCCGAGGAGACAGAGGACAUUGCGGUGCAGGUACAGCACUGGUAGAGGCAACCCUCGACUCAUCUAUGCCCCUAUAAAAGAGGAGCAGGAAUGGGACCAUCCACUAAUAAUACGCUAUCAUGACCUUGUAUCUGAAAGGGAGAUUGAGACCAUAAAACACCUAUCCCGAUCAAAGCAAGUGUCUAUUUUUUUUGGACUCAAUUUUGUGUUGUGCAUUGUGACCAAGCUUGACAGAGCAAAGGUGUCAGACCAUGUGACAGGGGAAAGAUUUUCAGCUGAAACCCGUGUGGCUAAAAGUGCAUGGCUGGCUGACGAGGACAACCCUGUCAUCUCCCGUGUUACCCAGAGAAUGGCUGACCUGACUGGGCUGGACAUGGAGGCAGCAGAGAUGCUCCAGGUUGCAAAUUAUGGGAUUGGGGGCCAAUAUGAACCACACUUCGACAACAAGCUGACCAAUGACACAGACUACAUAACGAGGGGUGGCAGGAUCGCAACGAUCUUAAUCUAUAUGAGUGAUGUGGACGUGGGUGGAUCGACUGUGUUCCCUGAUAUAGGAGCUGCUCUACGACCGUACAAGGGUUCAGCGGUGCUGUGGUACAACCUUUUGCAGAAUGGAGAGGAGGACGCUAGGACCUUACACGCUGCAUGCCCUGUCUUUGUGGGCAAUAAAUGGGUUGCCAAUAAAUGGGUGCGGGCCCACGGACAGGAGUUCAGGAGAAGAUGCUCUUUGUCCCAGAUGGACUGAGACUGGAGCCAGGAUGGAUUCUCCCCUCAGUUUACCUACACAUUCCUGCACAUUUCCCCAUUGUUACUCUCCUUGGCCUCAGCUGGCAAUCUGGGGGAGGGACUCACUGAAUAACACAAAAGCACAUUUCAAGUGUUUGUGCAGUGAAGCAGGGCAAGAUGUCAACAAUACCAAGCUGACAUUUGAACUGUGUGGCAUUUUCUUUUUUACAGUGAUUGUCGAAAAUGAUAUUGUUAGCGGGUAGUCCAUAGAGUAGUUUACGUGAUUGAUUAGAUCCGCAUGAUCAAUUUACAAUACAUUGUAGAAGACAGAGUAAUAAAAUAUUUGGACCAAGAAUCACUGUUCCUCUAUACAUACUACAGAAUAUAUUUUGCUUGCUGUUUUGAUUUUAGCAUCCACUUAAUCUGCAGCACACACACACACACACACACACACACACAC